CUAGCUCUUAUUUACUUAUUUGUGUGUAUAACAGUGUAUAACGUAUAACACAAUAAUCGUUUUAUUUUUUUCUACAAUACUGCUAAAAACCACAUUUUUUUACCUUUACAAGAUAUAUCACCUUUGUAAUUAACUCAGGAGAUGGCAGUGGCACGAAGAGUUGCAAAAUCUCGACUUUUUGAAGUUCAAAAUAUCAGAAAUGCGUUAUCUGUGUGGUCAAGGUUUCUCUCUACGAAUCCAGUAAAUAGUAAGGGGAUGUGUAAAGUAGAAGAACUUCGGGGUCGUCCAUGGGUGUUGCUUGCAUCAGCCCCAGAGGUGUCCUUAGCUUGUGCUGUCAGUAGAGACUUUGAAAUGCAUAAAGGAAUUGCUAAAGAGUUCAAGAGGACAUUCGGAGACAUCACAAGUCUCAAGGAGCAAAAAAAGAGUGUUGGAGAUAUAGCUGUACUCCGUCGAAAUGAAAACAGUUUUGUCUACUAUUUGGUAACCCGUGAUAGGUGGUGGGACAAGGCAACACAUGAAUCUUUCUUCUCCUCCAUAACAGCAAUGCGAGAUCACUGUGUAGAGAAUGGAGUUACAAAGUUGACGUUACCACGUCUAGGGUCAGCAGAAGACUGGUUAGGCUGGGACGCUGUCAGGGAUAUAAUAACUGAAGUGUUUGCUGACACUGGAGUCUCUUUGACAGCUUAUUCUUCGAGAUAGCUUUUACAAUGUUCAAGCAAACAUAAGGUACCAGAAAAAAAUGUCUGUCUCAUUUAAGAUCCACUGGCCCAGGUGACAUUGUCCCAAAAUCUUUUGGCUUGAAUUUCUUUAAAAAGAGGUUUAUUGUAAAACAGUUUUGUUCUAAAUUGAUUUAAUCUAUUAGUUUAAUAUCUCCUACAUAUUUAUAUCUCAUGAGUGCAACAGUCCGGUUUGUUGCUUGAUUGGUCAAAUGCAGAUUUCACUGUUUAAAUUGAAAUACCAUAAGUUAGCCUAAUUGAUAAGUGUUUCUUCGGAUACAGAGUUCUUAUUGCUAGAACAUCAAGGAGAAAAUAGACCACUGACAUCCAGGGUUAACCUUUUAUUAUGGAACCUGGAGUAGUUAGUUAUGAGGAGAUGAUAAAGCAAAAUCCAAGGCUGAAAAUAUACUGUUUGUAAGGUAAUUCCCUUUGUUUGUUUACCUCAAAGUAUUUUUUUUUUCAUAGAAGUGUGGCAGAGCUUUUUUGUAUAGAAUGACAUUAGUGAAUCUCAUUCAGCAUCCUGCCUGUCCUUAACAAAAUGCUUGAGACUAUUAGAACUAUCUCUGGUGUUAUGUUGCACUUGGAGGGCAACACCAAAAAUAUAUAUAUUGAUGCUGGGAGAACUGGAAGCAAUAUUGGAUUCAAAUGGCGAAUAGAGUUCAAUAUUCUCUAUUCUUCAGCCAACUUCUGUAUCAAACGUAACAGCUAACAGCUAUUUAUUUGCUUGUUUUGUCAGUGUUAGGUUACUGGCUUUUCUUGUAGAUGAUUAAAUGUUUUCAUUCAU
Messenger RNA from Nematostella vectensis (starlet sea anemone), 1500 nucleotides. Its product is annotated as ADP-ribose glycohydrolase OARD1. The transcript is spliced from 5 exons. NCBI's taxonomy places the organism in Eukaryota, Metazoa, Cnidaria, Anthozoa, Actiniaria, Edwardsiidae. Gene Ontology annotation, biological process: peptidyl-glutamate ADP-deribosylation. The record is from RefSeq and is a predicted model, not a curated record. The coding region runs from base 142 to 699 and encodes 185 amino acids.